This is a messenger RNA of Plasmodium cynomolgi strain B, 2973 nucleotides long. RefSeq lists its product as hypothetical. The record is from RefSeq and is a predicted model, not a curated record. Gene Ontology annotation, molecular function: pseudouridine synthase activity; RNA binding. The transcript is spliced from 2 exons. NCBI's taxonomy places the organism in Eukaryota, Apicomplexa, Aconoidasida, Haemosporida, Plasmodiidae. Gene Ontology annotation, biological process: pseudouridine synthesis. Bases 1 to 2973 code for a protein of 990 amino acids. Gene Ontology annotation, cellular component: nucleus.
AUGGAUGGCAUCGAAGGGAAAAUAAAAACCAUGUAUGAAGAUUUCCAUGUGCACGAAAUUACGAGAAAUAACAACAUUUUGCACUUGGAACAGCUCAUACAUAGAGAAAAAAUUAAUCAAAUUAUUCACCAGAAUGAGGAAGACGAGAGGGAGAAAAUAAUCAGGAGCAUCUCCAAAACGGAGUUACACUUGCAUGUGCUAGCCAAGUAUGUAAACAAAGACAAUGUGAAAACGUUCAGGCAAUUUCUUACUUUGUUACACGACAUAUAUCAGUUAAAGUUGAACAGUGAGGCGGGUGAGUUACCGCAGGAGUUGCCGAGGGACGGCUUGAAGAAAAUGUCCAUUCCGUACUGUCUCUUUAUACACCUGGACGAGAUGCCUACUCCGGCGAACUCCCACUUGGAUGAAAAUGGGAAUUCCAUUCGCGGUGAAGAACCCCUUUGUAGUGAGGGACUCCCCCAAGAGGACCCCACGGAUGGAAACAAAACCACGCGCAGAAACAUCCACAACGUUAUAAAACAGUAUUACCCAUUUCUCCUGACGGAAACGAAAAAUGUCCCCCAGAGCCAAAGUGUCCUUUCGCAUGGAAACAUACUACAAGGAAAUGCCAACUGUGAAAAUAACAGUGUAGAGUUCAUUAAAGAAAAAAAAGACGAUGCACAAAUCAGCGCGAUACAAAUAUAUCCAUCCUUUAAUUGCUUAAAAACUCUUUUGCCACAAAACAUAUUUAACAAAUUAAAAGGAAAUGCGAAGAAAUCUCGAUUCAGCCAAAACGAUGAAUUGGAAAAUAUUAUCUGCCAAAAGUUGGACCAAAUGGAAGAAAAAAAAAAAAUUACAAAAUUGCCUGAACAGGUGAGGCAGUUUUGCGGAGAAGGAAUCUCCCAGGAAAGCUCUAACGCUGCAAUGGGAUUCUUCGAAAAUAAGAAAAGGAAAAUUGAGUGCGGGACUUUGGCUCACAGUUUCGAUGGCAACUGCACAGGGGGGGGGAAUAAAAAAGUGCGCGGGGAAGAGGGAGGCGAAGCGGAAGUCAAAAUGGAAGUCAAAUCGGAAGUCAAAGCGGAAGGAAGGGCCACUACUGCCAACCUUCGUGAGAAUCCCCCGCGUGACGAUUCAAAAGACAAAGCGAAGGGGGGAGACACCCCAAAAGGGAUAACCCCAAUAUGUGACGAAGAGGGCGUUCCCCCCAACGGACAUGUUCCCCCCUACAGUGUAGGUAAAAAUGGCAACACGGGCCACACCUAUUCCAACCAGCUUAACCACGAAGAACACUCCGAAAACGCUACAGGGGGGAACUUCCUGGACAAGCUAAACGAUCACAGGAAGAAGAAAAACGAACAGAAAAAGGGAAAGAAGUACCUGCACUUCAAUCUGUACAAGGAAAACAAAGACAUAUGCGAAGUGCUGCACAAAAUAAAAAUAAAUUUAAAGAAAAAAAACGGAGACAUAUCAUACUGUGGGAUUAAGGACAAGAGGGGAAUAACGGUGCAGAGGUUUUGUAUUCACAAGGCGAAGAAGUUUGACUUGUUUAGGCUGAUAAUGGGGGGGGACAGUGUCAGCCGCGAUAGAGGCGGUGAUAGAGGCGGAGAUAGAAGUGGUGGUAGAAGCGGCGAUAGAAGAGGCGAUAGAAGUAGUGGUCGAAGCGGCGAUGGAAGUAGUGGUCGAAGCGGCGAUGGAAGCGCUGGUAGGGGUGACCCCCCCUCCUGGUGCAACAACGUCUACGUGUCGAACCUGAGUUACAAAAAAAAAAAACUCUCCCUGGGCGAUUUACAGGGGAACUUCUUCAAGGUACUAAUUAGAGGAGUGGAGGACACCUCGGAGGAAAAAUUUUGUGCACUCGCUGACAACUUUAGGAAGGCAGGAUUUGUAAACUACUUUGGCCACCAACGGUUUGGCAGUAAGCAAAUAAAAAAUUACGAAAUUGGCAUCUGCAUACUGAAGAAGAAUUACAAGCAGGCCCUCUUCCACGUCAUUGAGAAUGCCGGGCUGGACAGCUCCAAGAAGGGUCGCCUCAUUGAGUACUUGAACGAGUUGGAUGCGACAAACCGAGUGGAAGGCGAAGAAGAGGUCGUCGUUCUGACCACACCCAAUGAUGAGUCACAUGUGUGGAAAGACGAGAAAGACGAGAAAGAUAAAAAAACAAUUUUGUGCUCCUUAAAAAAUGAUAAAAAAUUUAAAAAUGCAUUCAUGAAUUUACCCAAGGAUAUAUUUUCCCUCUUCAUACAUUCUACCCAAAGUCUCAUAUUCAACAUCCUUGCGGAUGUACGAAUGAAGAAGUAUGGCUUUGCCGUCGUGGUUGGCGAUCUUAUCGAGUCCAGUCGUAACAACGAAGAAGCUCUAAGCAGUGAUAAUUUCACUGAGCAUCACUCAGAUGAGUCGGAAAGUGGUGAACCUUUAUACGAAACGAACAUAAUCGUAGUGACACCUGAAAAUAUUUCUCUGUACGAUAUUUACGAUGUCGUUUUACCAUUCCCUGGAGAUAAGAAUUUUGUGUUUCCUCCAAACCUCACCGAAGAAUACAAAUCUGUGUUGAGCAAUUUGCGCUUAUCGUUAGAUGACUUUCGAUCCGAAAAGAACUUCUUCAGUGCACCUGGUGGUUAUCGAAAGGUCGUUGUAAAGCCUCGUGAUUUCAAGUCCCUUUUUAUUAAAAGUGACGCAGCGGGUGGCGGCAGGAUUCCCUUCAUACGGAGUGAUUUGACCAAGCUGGUGGAGCAGGAGGGGUGGGCGCCCAACUCGGAGGCCAACUCGGCUGAGAGGAGUGAGGAACCAAACAGGGACGCCGCCAAUCCCGCUGCUACAACGCGCAUGGCGGACGAAAUGCAGACACACAUCACCUUCGUCCAGAGUGACGUCUACCACGAGCAUUUAAUUAAGGAGGUACCCAACUAUCGAACGACGGCCUCCGUCCUUUUGACUUGCUCUUUACCCAAAUCGUCCUACAUCACGGUGGCGCUCCUGGAGGUGCUGAACAGUUAG